Drosophila albomicans is the source of this 2658-nucleotide messenger RNA. It is a transcript of the gene Papss, whose product is annotated as bifunctional 3'-phosphoadenosine 5'-phosphosulfate synthase. Lineage: Eukaryota; Metazoa; Arthropoda; Insecta; Diptera; Drosophilidae. Gene Ontology annotation, molecular function: adenylylsulfate kinase activity; sulfate adenylyltransferase (ATP) activity; ATP binding. Gene Ontology annotation, biological process: sulfate assimilation; 3'-phosphoadenosine 5'-phosphosulfate biosynthetic process. The transcript is spliced from 4 exons. The coding region runs from base 274 to 2163 and encodes 629 amino acids. The record is from RefSeq and is a predicted model, not a curated record.
GUGCUAAAUAAAUCUCAAUUUUUUUAUAGCAGCUUAAGUUUCGUUAGUUUAAUUAGUUCUAAGCUCAAAGUUAAUAAGUGCAAUAAACGCAGUUCCUACAUGACCCCCACUUCGCGAAGUUUAAACAUUUCAUUCAUUUUAACGCGUAGCAUCUGAAACAAAAAAUAAAAAAAAAGUUUAGAAUAAAACCAAUCAUCGUUGCUCAUUCGCCAGUGGAAAUAUCAGUAUUGUUUGCAUUAGCAAAGUAGGUGGACGUAUUUGAUUAAACUCGUCAUGAAUGAAGCACCUGAGCACAGUAAAAAGCGGCAAAAGACGUGCCUUCAAGUGGCAACCAAUGUGACGGAACAGAAGCAUCAUGUUACCCGCGAAACGCGUGGUAAGAAUCUGGGUCUCUGUCGGGGCUUUCGAGGCUGCACUGUCUGGCUAACGGGUCUCAGUGGCGCUGGCAAGACAUCGAUUGCCUUCGAGCUGGAGGCUUACCUCGUCUCCCGUGGCAUUCCCGCUUAUGGCCUGGAUGGCGACAACAUACGUACGGGUCUCAACAAGAAUCUUAGCUUCACGCCCGCGGAUCGCGAGGAGAACAUUCGUCGUGUGGGCGAGGUGGCAAAGUUGUUUGCGGACAGUGGCGUUGUGGCCAUCUGCAGCUUCGUGUCGCCCUUUGCCGAUGAUCGCGAGAUGGCACGCAAGAUACACAAGGAUGCCGGUCUGAAGUUUUACGAGAUUUUUGUGGACACGCCUUUGGAUGUGUGCGAAACGCGUGAUGUCAAGGGAUUGUAUAAGAAAGCGCGCGAGGGCGUCAUCAAGGGUUUCACGGGUAUCACGCAGGAGUAUGAGCGUCCCCAGCAUCCGGAGCUGGUGGUCAACACCGAUGGCUAUACGGUGCGCGAGUCGACGCAGCUCCUGGUGACGCUGCUGGAGCAGGAGGGAAUUAUACCGCGCUCGCUACGCGAUGUGGAUCAGCUGCCCGAGCUGUAUCCGAGUGAAGCAAGCGAGGCGGACGCACUGCGACACGAGGCCAAGUCGCUGCAAGCACUCGAGAUCAGCACUGUGGAGCUGCAAUGGGUGCAGGUGCUCUCCGAGGGUUGGGCUUAUCCCUUGCGUGGCUUUAUGCGCGAGGAUGAGUAUCUCCAAACGCUGCACUUUAAUACGCUGCAGAGCGGCCUGGAUGUCUCCUAUCGCGAGAACCACUCGGUGCCCAUUGUGCUGAGCGCCAGUGCCGAGGACAAGCAGCGACUCGAGGAUGCCUCUGCUUUGACGCUCAACUACGAGGGUCAAGCGGUGGCUAUUCUGCGUCGCCCCGAGUUCUACUAUCAGCGCAAGGAGGAGCGUCUCGCUCGUCAGUUUGGCACCAGCAAUCCGCAGCAUCCGUACAGCAAACAGGUGCUGGAGUCGGGCGAGUAUCUGGUGGGUGGUGAACUGGCCGUGAUUGAGCGCAUUCGCUGGCGCGAUGGUCUCGAUCAGUAUCGCCUGACGCCCAACGAGCUGCGCAGUCGCUUCAAGGAGUUGAAUGCGGAUGCCAUAUUUGCCUUCCAGCUGCGCAAUCCCAUACACAAUGGUCAUGCGCUGCUCAUGCAGGACACGAAGCGUCAGCUGCUGGAACGUGGAUUCAAGCAGCCAGUGCUGCUGUUGCAUCCACUUGGCGGAUGGACCAAGGACGACGAUGUGCCGCUGCAGGUGCGCAUGGCUCAGCAUCAGGCGGUGCUCGAUGCUGGUGUGCUGCGACGUGAAGACACGGUGUUGGCCAUCUUCCCAUCGCCCAUGAUGUACGCUGGUCCCACAGAGGUGCAGUGGCAUGCCAAGGCACGCAUGAAUGCGGGCGCCAACUUUUAUAUUGUGGGUCGCGAUCCCGCUGGCAUGCCGCAUCCCGAUAAGCAGGCCUAUCCCGAUGGCAACCUCUACGAUGCCACGCACGGUGCUCGAGUGCUCAAGAUGGCCCAAGGACUAGACAGCAUGGAGAUUUUGCCUUUCCGCGUGGCUGCCUACGACAAGACUGCCAGUCGCAUGGCCUUCUUUGAGCCGCAGCGCAAGGAUGACUUCGACUUCAUUUCGGGUACCAAGAUGCGAACGCUGGCCAAGACCGGAGCCAGUCCGCCCGAUGGCUUCAUGGAGCCGCAGGCGUGGAAAAUACUCGCCACCUACUAUCAGAAUCUGCCGCAGGCGUAACAAACAGCAGCGCGCGAAGCGGCAAAGAGAAAUUGUGCAAUCCGUCGGACGUGAUCAAGGGUAGCCCAACAGCACAACGCUUAGCUAUAACAACUAUGUACUACUGCAUCGAAUCCCUCGACACAGAUCUAUCUAUCUAUCCAAUAUACAUAUAUGUAUAUGUAUCCAAUCCCCAUGUUCAGCGUGUGUGUAUUGUUGCGAGUGUGUGUGCGUGUGUAUUGUUUAUUAUGUUUAGUAUGUUGUGCUCUCAAUUCCAAUUCAUUGUUGAACUACAGUCUAACUUGUCCAACUGCUCCAGAAAUGCAGCUAGCAUCGACUGAGGUGCACCUAUGCUAGAUUAUACUGUAUGACAAUUAUUAAUUGUAUCUACAUUUUAGCUUAACCAAUUCUCUGUUUAUCCUAAGACCAACAAUUUGUCGUUUUAUGCAAUGCAAUUUUUCUACUUAAGCAUUUACUUAAUUACUAUCUCAAUUAUAUUUUCACUAAGAUAAAACA